Molecule: messenger RNA, 1007 nt
Organism: Dreissena polymorpha
Lineage: Eukaryota; Metazoa; Mollusca; Bivalvia; Myida; Dreissenidae
Exons: 5
Coding region: 33-521 (162 amino acids)
Source: RefSeq, a predicted model, not a curated record
AUGGUAAAGUCAAUGAGUGGAAGGGAAGGCAGAUGAAGGACAUAGUAGUAGAAGAUUUACCUCUUCCAAUUGAAGACGAAGAUGGCCAUCAAGAAGAGUCCAUGUCAACUGCUGACAGUGAAGAGCCAGGCAGUCUGACCCAUGAUAGGAGGGAGCCAAGUGAAGAGCCAGCCAGUCUGACCCAUGAUAGGAGGGAGCCAAGUGAAGAGCCAGCCAGUCUGACCCAUGAGUCCAUGUCAACUGCUGCCAGUGAAGGGCCAGCCAGUCUGACCCAUGAUGAAAUGAGGCAGCCAAAUCCUCAAGGGACAGGGACAAGAAAAGGAAUGAAACGAAAGUGGGCCAGCGAAGAGAACAUAUGUUUCAUGAACUUUUUUAGAGAUGAAUUAAGAGAAAAAAUAAUGCCAUCUGGCUCAAAAAUAAUGGGGUCCCUAAAAAUACUUACCGGAAGAACAGUGGCCCAGAUAAGGGCAAGGGUCCAUAACAUUAUUAUGAAAAAACAAAAAUGGAAAAAGAAUUGUUGAACUGUGGAAUAUGUUUAUGCCCCUGGUAGGGUGGCAUAUAGCGUUGAACUGUCCGUCAGUCAGUCAGUCUGUCCAUCUGGCCGAAAACUUAUAUGGCCAUAACUUUUUCAAUAUUGAACAUAGCAACUUGAUAUUUAUACCCCUAUUACAAUUGGUAAUGGGGGCUAUAUAGGAGUCACGUUUGUCGGUCUGUCCCGAUAUUUCAUCCGAUCUUCACCAAACUUGGUCAGUAGUUGUAUGUAGAUAAUGUCUAGGUCAGUUUGAAUAUGGGUCAUGCCAGGUCAAAAACUAGGUCAUGGGGUCACUUAGUAUGUUUUAAAACUGUAAGUUUGUACGGACCAUAGCUAUGUCAUUUAUUGUUACAUUUUUAAAUGACUCGGUACAUUUGUUCACCAUCAUGGAACGGUGUGUCGCGUUAAAAAAAAUUACGUCAAUAUCUCAAAGGUCAAGGUCACACUUGGGAGUUCAAAGGUCAAAUGCUUGUCC